CUAUAUGACUCUAUUUUCAAAAGAAACAGUCUCUUAUUUUCGAAUUCUUGUUCAGUUUUCUCAUUUGGGUAUCCAAUUAUUUGAAAUUCUUGGAGAGUUUUGUAAGUUUCUUCAAAAACCAGUCUUCUCUAUCUCUGAAUCAAAGAAGUUGUUGUGAACUAGUAAAGAAGCAAUGGGUGUUGUUCAUACUCUGCAUUUUGUGUUUGGCAUAUUUGGAAAUGCCACUGCUCUGUUUCUGUUCUUGGCACCAAUAAUCACAUUCAAGAGGAUUAUUCAAAACAGAUCCACUGAACAAUUCUCUGGCUUGCCUUACGUGAUGACUUUACUCAACUGCCUGCUUUCUGCAUGGUAUGGAUUACCAUUUGUGUCACCAAACAAUCUAUUGGUGUCAACAAUCAAUGGGACUGGAGCUGUAAUUGAGAGCAUUUAUGUACUGAUCUUCAUUGCUUUUGCACCAAAGAAAGAGAAGAAGAAAAUCUCAGCACUACUUCUAUUAGUCCUUACUGUUUUUGCUGCAGUAGCCCUUGUUUCCAUGCUUGCUUUACAUGGAAAUAACAGGAAGCUCUUCUGUGGUAUAGCUGCCACUAUAUUCUCUAUCAUUAUGUAUGGAUCUCCUCUAUCCAUCAUAAGACUGGUAAUCAAGACGAAGAGCGUGGAGUUUAUGCCAUUUUUCUUGUCACUGUUCGUGUUCUUAUGUGGUGCUUCCUGGUUUGCCUUUGGCCUUCUUGGCAAGGACCCCUUUGUUGCUAUUCCAAAUGGUUUUGGCUUUGGUUUAGGAACAGUGCAGCUUAUCUUAUAUGCAAUAUACUGUGACAAGAAGGGAUUUACUAAGAAAUCAACCCCUGUUGAGUCCUUGGAGAUGGGAAAUGACAAAAGCUUUGGCAAGUCUCACAAUGAAGAGAAGCAAUCUAGCUUCCAUAACAAGUCAAAGCUUGAGCAAGUUUAGGACAUGUGCUAAAUUCUUGAAUGAUGUUCUGAAAUCUGUAUUUUUUAGGUGCUAAUAUGCUUGUGAUUUGCUCUAGUGAUCCUUGACACAUCUGUUUGUUCUGUUUAGUAUUGGACUAGUUCAUAUGUUUAGAAAUUCCCACUUAAGUUUUUCUUUUAACUUUUUCUCCUCAUUGCUGCUGAAAUAAACCAUGAUCCUUCUUUUA
This is a messenger RNA of Lycium barbarum (goji berry), 1151 nucleotides long. Its product is annotated as bidirectional sugar transporter SWEET1-like. Bases 173 to 946 code for a protein of 257 amino acids. Lineage: Eukaryota; Viridiplantae; Streptophyta; Magnoliopsida; Solanales; Solanaceae. Gene Ontology annotation, molecular function: sugar transmembrane transporter activity. Gene Ontology annotation, cellular component: membrane. Gene Ontology annotation, biological process: carbohydrate transport. The record is from RefSeq and is a predicted model, not a curated record. The transcript is spliced from 6 exons.